Messenger RNA from Drosophila innubila, 3395 nucleotides. RefSeq lists its product as uncharacterized. NCBI's taxonomy places the organism in Eukaryota, Metazoa, Arthropoda, Insecta, Diptera, Drosophilidae. The record is from RefSeq and is a predicted model, not a curated record. The coding region runs from base 267 to 2900 and encodes 877 amino acids. The transcript has 4 exons.
UUUCUGUCAGUCGUUCGCGUCGGUCGAUCGGUUGCUGCGCGAAGAAGAAGUAGGAGUAGAAGACGCAGACGCAAGCGCAUUUUAAACGAGGCAAAAUAUACGCAGACGCAUUCAGCAACAACAACAGCAACAACUUCGUGCAUCAAGUGCUGCGGCAGCAUUAAUUCAACAGUCAACGUUAUUAAGUUAACCGUCAAGACUGAGUUAAAGGCGCAGCCGCAGCCAAAUUGGGAGCUGAAUGAGGUUGCGCUGAGGGGCGUUGAGCCAUGCCCAUUUGCAAAAGUUCGCCGGCAACGGCAACGAGCAAGAAAACCGCAACGGACAUAUCCGCCGAUCAUGUGACGGAGGCAGCUCAAGUGAAGCGGACGCGGGAACAGGCCUACUUCAAUUCCUAUGACUUUGAUGCAAUCGAGGUGCUGCCCUACGACGAGGAUGACGAUGAGGCAGUGCCUCAGAGACGCUACUCGGAGGCCAACAACAACAACAACAGAGACAGCAAUGCGGCUGGCAUCACAAAGUUUGCCUACCUGCAACGAUUUGGUGCAUUCUUUGCUCAUAAAUCAGCGUCGGAUGGAGCAACUGCAUCUGUUGGCUCAGAGGCAGCUGCCCACGGACAUGAACAGGUCGGAGUUGCUGCUGCCGCAGCUGCUGCUGUUGUUGCUGUGGGGCAAAGUGGUGACAACUUUUUGCUGCCUCGCGCCAUGCUCAAAUAUCAAUAUCAGAGUGUUGGCGGCCAUGUGGCAACUUCAAUGCCAUUGACAGCGUGCAACUCGACUGGACUUGAGUGCAACAUGGGCACAUCUAUGGCCAGAGCGAAUGAAGUUGCAAGUGUCGUCGGUGCAACAACAGCAGCAACAGCAAUAGCAGCAACAACAACAGUGCGAAACAAGAAACGCUCGAUUGCAUCCAAUGCCAGUAGCACACAUACCACAGACUCUGGUCUGGGCAACACAAACACCACAGCAAUAGCAACAGCAAGACUAGCAACAUCUGCAGCAGCAGCAGCAACAUCAGCAACUCGUGCUGGCAGCGGCUCACAUUAUUCCACCGAUAAAAGCGGCUCAUCCGGUUAUUAUAGCUCUCAUGUCUGCUCCACAUACUCGCUGGACGAGCACAUCUACUGUGAACCGGUCAUAGAUAUCCUAGAAAAAGCCAGCGACAACAACAGCAACAACAAGACAUUGGCCAUACAUCGGCCACAAUUGCAGCUGCCAACGAAAGUGAUUGGCAAUGGAAAAUCUCAUGCGAUUAGUCAGCAUUUGGACAUGCCACAUGUGGCAACAGAUGUGGCUACAGCUGACAGCGACAAUGCAGCGACAACAACAACAGCACAGCAGAACAACAGCAACAGUGCGGAGCAGCAACAGCAGCAACAGUUGCCGCAUUACAGCGACAAGUUGCGCAUUCUGGAGACAAGCAUUGAGAAUUUGGAUCGUCAUUUAAAGACAUUUCCCUGUCUAUAUGCACAGCAGCACAUAGUGUCCUUUAUGCAGCAGGAUAACAGCAGCAAUCAGCAGCAGCAACAGCAACUGGAGCGAGCAGCAACACAUUUGGAUAUUGGUGAAAAACUGCGCGCUUACAAUCAGCUGCCCACUAUUAUUGAGGGCUAUGGAGCAGCAAAUGGAGCCGAGCAGAUUGAUGACUCCUUGCAGGACAUUGAUUUGGAUGCGUUUCUGCUGCAACCACAGCAGCAACAUCAACAACAUCAACAACAACGACAACAACGACCACAAUUGUUUGCUGGCAUUGAUAAUCCGAGUUUUCUGAGCGAUGAGCAGCUCGAGGAGAAUAAUUACAAGUGUGCCAAAUACAUAAACUCCUGCCCGGAGGAUGCCUAUCGUGUGGACAACGAGUCGGCGGCCAAUAACUCAGCCUAUGCCAAGCGCUAUGAGGAUCAGCUACAUUUCCAGAGCACACGCGAAUUGCUGGAGGAUGUGCGUGAUAAGAUACGCCUGCUGCAACCCACGCCCACCACGGAUAUACCCGAGGAGCUGGAGGGCAUGAUACAAACGCUAAAGGAUGAGCUCGAAUCCUAUUUGCAGCGCAUGAAUCAGCAUAGUGAACUGGAGCUGCGACAAUUGUGCAGCGGCUUGGGACGCCAGCAACAUGUGAUGCGACUGCAAAAUGCCUUGGAGCGACGACGCAGCUAUGCGGGAGAUGUCCAGCUAAAUGCCUAUGAGUCGGUGCGGGAUGGGGUGCUCAUCUCUGCCAAUGGCAGACCCUUGAGUGUGCGGGAACAGAUCAUGACCAUACGUUGUGCCAGCGAUCCCAAUUUUAAGAUGAAACGCAAAUCCAUCACGGAGGUAUUUCCCAGCGCCGAGUGUUACAUUGAGUCCGCCGGACAAUCGCCCACUUUAACACCGCUGACAACGCCCACGCCCAUGACCACGCCCACUGCAACACCUACGCCUACGCCACCACUGGAACUGAAGACCACUACGACAAUGGUAACCCAACUGCAGCGUAAUCUCAACUUUCACAGGCCCGUCUUGGGACCAGAGACCUCCGGAUCACGACUGGGCAAUGCUGCCGAUGGCACUGCCAAAAAGGUGGACAGCAUUGCCGAGUGGCAUCGCAAGAAGCCGAGCAUCUGGGAGAUGUACUAUGGCACCAAUCGACUGCAUCAAUCACUGCUGGGCAAACAGCGACAUGGCAGCGAGUUGGUCAUCAGCAGCGCCCAUCCGACUUUAUCAUAUCCAUCAUCUCGACCCGAAUCGGAUUUUACGCUCGACUUGCCGCGCGCCGAGCAGUUGCGCCUCAAAAUGGAAAAGGAGAAAAAGUUCCGCCAAAGAUGUCGCUUCAUCACCACAUUUCUAAGUCUGGUGUUCUUUCUGUUAACCGUAAUGGUUGUCAGUUUGGUUUUAACGCGCGGCAAACGCAUGUUUGGCAGCAUGAUUUAGCCAAUCAACUGAACACAGCUAAAUUUAACUAAUCUACAUUCAAACAAUAUAUAUAACUAAACUAACUAAUUAGCUAGCUGAUUAAAUAUUAAGUAAGAAAAGAUUGUAAACAAAAUUUAAGUGCCGUAGUAUUUCAUAGAUCAGCAACAAUAACAAAUCGAAAAGGCGUAUAGCGAAAAAAAAAAUACAAAUUUGUAGUCUUAGUCUUAGGCUUAAACCACAUUAAGUACUACUAACUAAUUGAGAAAGAACAAGAUGUUUGUUGUGUUGUGUUUGGUUUGGCAGCCGCAGUCGCAGUAUUGUUAAUAAAUUAUUUUUGUGAUCUUAGCUGUUAAGUUGUCAGUGCAUUUUUGUGUAAGUCGAAAAGAAGGAUUAAUCAUUUAUACCUCUAAGGCUUAUUGUAUUAAUUGUUAAGACAAUCCAUGUUGUAUGUAUAUGUAUCUGUGUGAGUCGAUAAAUAAAUCAAUAAUAAUAAAUAUAAAGUCCAAAAAUAAA